UGGCCAGGGGCCUGUAAAAAUGUCAUAAUUUUUCCAGCUCACAAAGAGGGGACAACACGUUCCCCAAGAUGUUCUCAAAAUUAAUCAUGGACUUCUUCAAUUCCCAAUUUCUACUUCCUUAACUUCUUUUUUCCACAAGCUUUAACUUUUUGGUAAUGGCAGCUCCAACCUCCAUAUCGAUUUCUCAAUCCAACAAGAAACUUUCUCUCUUCCUCAACAUCUCUUUCCUCUUCCUUCUCUCUUUAUUUCUAAUAUUCCACUUCCAAUCUUAUCAUCCUCCUCUCACCUCAAAUUCACAAGUACAGUACCAUCAAUCCAAUACCAUCCAUUCCUCGGUUCUCAACGGCAUCAAAAUCGAAACCUGCACGGGUUUCCAUGACUGCCCAGAUUACCAAACCAAGUGUUUGUACAUCAAAACUCAUCUGGGUUGCAGGCCAAAAGGGUACAUAAACUAUCUCCAAAUCUUCUACUGCAAUUUCGACCGGUUUCCGAUACUCGGUCAUGCCUUUCUUCUUCUCUGGCUUGCCGUUUUGUUCUAUGUCUUGGGCAAUACGGCAUCCGAAUACUUCUGCUGCUCAUUAGAGAGCUUGUCCAAAAUCCUGAAGCUCUCUCCAACCAUUGCCGGAAUCACUCUCCUUUCGCUCGGAAACGGGGCCCCCGACGUCUUCGCCAGCAUCGUAUCUUUCACGAGGUCCGGCGAUGGAGACGUCGGACUCAACAGCGUGUUGGGAGGUGCUUUUUUCGUCUCCAGCGCCGUCGUUGGAGUUAUAAGUAUUCUGAUUUCUCCUCUUCAGAUUUCAGUUGAUAAAACCAGCUUUAUAAGAGAUGUUGUUUUCUUCCUUUUCUCUUUAUCCUCUCUUCUUGCAAUUUUUAUCAUUGGAAGAGUUACUCUUCUCGGUUCCAUAUUUUUUGUUGCCAUUUACUUUGUUUAUGUUACUGUGGUUUCGGCCACACAUUUUUUCUUCACAAAGAAAGGAGAUUAUAACGAUGAAGAUGAUGAUGAUGAAGUAGUAAUGGAUGAAUCCGAAACAUCUAUGGCGGCCGCGGUUAAGAAGUACCCAAAUAACAGCAUAGAUGAUCUAGAAGAAGCAGGUAUACCAUUGCUUGGUUAUGUUGAUCAUGAUCAGAAAAUUAUUGUUAUUCGAGAUCAAGACGAUCAAAAUAAUCAAGGAUUUCUCAACCAUUAUUCAUCAUCAACUUGGUAUUAUUUUCUUGGAAAGUUUCUAAAACUCUUGGAGCUUCCACUUUACUUGCCAAGAAGAUUGACAAUACCAGUUGUGAGCCAAGAAAGAUGGUCGAAACCGUUCGCGGUAAUCUCGGUGACAUUAGCACCACUCCUAAUGGCAACACUGUGCAACACACAAAGAGAGCAAGUUGGAUCAAGAAGCAGAUUGAUAACCUAUUUGACCGCCGGAUUAAUUGGAAUGGUACUUGGUAAUCUGGCUUUCGUGACCACCAAGAAAUGUAGUCCACCAAAAAAGUGUUUGUUUCCAUGGCUAGUAGGAGGGUUCUUGAUGAGUGUGACUUGGACUUACAUUACUGCUGAAGAAUUGGUAUCUUUGUUGGUUUCGGUUGGAAACAUAGUGGGAAUUAGUCCUUCAAUUCUCGGACUAACUGUUCUAGCUUGGGGGAAUUCACUUGGUGAUUUAAUAGCCAAUGCUGCUAUGGCUAUGCAUGGUGGGCCAGAUGGGGCCCAAAUUGCUAUAUCAGGCUGCUAUGCGGGACCCAUGUUUAAUACUCUGAUUGGUGUGGGAUUCUCACUUGUUAUAUCAUCUUGGUCUGAUUACCCAACUCCUUAUGAGAUUCCUAGAGACUCUACUCUCUAUGAGACUGUUGGCUUUUUGAUGGGUGGUUUGCUUUGGGCACUUGUUGUGCUUCCAAAGAAGAACAUGAGGCUUGAUCGUCUUCUUGGGAGUGGUCUUCUUGCUAUUUACUUUUGUUUCUUGUUCCUAAGGCUUGCUAGAGUUCUUGGUUUUCUCAAGUUUCAUGGGACUUCUUUCGUAACCUAAAAAAUAAAACGGUACGUUUCGUCAUUCUUAAUUUCUAGCGACCCUUCCACACAUCAUGUCCAAAUUAAUGUAUGCUUGGAAAUAGAAGUACUAUUUCAAUGUAUAGAGGUAUAUGUUACUUUAUAAAAUUAAGGAUAUAUAUCUAUAUAUAUUCAAAAAUGUAAGGAACAAAAGCAGAAAAAGAAACCGCCGUACUGCUCUAUAUUAUUCCAUGGAAGCUAGCUAGUUUAAUUUUGUAAAAAUUACAGGGCAUACACAUAACAUAUGCAUAUAAUACUAUCCUAUGUCAUGAAAUCGACAUGUGCAAAUUGUUGUUUUUCAUCUUCUU
Ziziphus jujuba (common jujube) is the source of this 2337-nucleotide messenger RNA. RefSeq names its product cation/calcium exchanger 1. Gene Ontology annotation, cellular component: membrane. The transcript has a single exon. The coding region runs from base 156 to 2009 and encodes 617 amino acids. Gene Ontology annotation, molecular function: monoatomic cation transmembrane transporter activity. NCBI's taxonomy places the organism in Eukaryota, Viridiplantae, Streptophyta, Magnoliopsida, Rosales, Rhamnaceae. The record is from RefSeq and is a predicted model, not a curated record. Gene Ontology annotation, biological process: monoatomic cation transport; transmembrane transport.